CCAUGUGCAACCAUGAACUAAGAAAAAGAACCUCUAUCUAUCUAAAUCUGCUAAGCAGUUUAGUCUUUUACACCAUAAACUAUUUUCUGCCUUAUUGCACUUACUUCUCUCUACUCUUUUUUUCAAGCUUGUUCAACCAAGAACAGAGACUAUGGCUGGGGCCUUGGUGGGUGGAGCUGUUCUCUCAGCAUUUCUUCAGGUGGCGUUUGACCGAGCGGCUUCUCGCGAGGUCCUAGAUUAUCUUAACGGAAGGAAACUGAUUGAUCGGUUGGUGCAAAAGCUGAAGUUAGAGCUGAUGUCUGCUGGUGCUGUGCUCAAUGAUGCGGAGGAGAAGCAAAUUACAGACCCUGCUGUGAAAAAGUGGCUGGAUGAGCUCAAAGAUGCUGUUUAUGUUGCGGAUGACCUCCUCGAUGAGAUUGCCUACGAAGCUAUGCGAUGCAAGUUAGAAGCUGAAUCCACUAGUACUAGUAAGGUAAUGGGUUUUCUCUCUACUACUUUUGUUAAUUCAUUUGACAAAAGGAUACAGUCCGAACUAGAAAACAUUCUAGAACAAUUAGAAUCUAUUACAAAACAAAAGGAUGUUCUCCGUUUAGAAAAGGUUGCUGCUGCUGCUGAAGUACCAUCACGACCAUUGACAACUUCUUGCCCUGAAGAAUAUGGUGUGUUUGGUAGAGACAAGGAUAUGGAGGCGAUAUUUGAUAUGUUCCAAUCACAUGAUGCGAGUGUUAAUGGUAUAUGUGUUGUUCCCAUAGUAGGUAUGGGUGGGGUUGGUAAAACAACUCUUGCUCGACUUAUAUACAAUGACAAAAGAGUCGAGGAGAGUUUUGACAUCAAAGCUUGGGUUUGUGUAUCAGAAAAUUAUGAUUAUUUUAGGAUAGCAAAAACUAUUUUUGAAGAGGUCACUUCAUCUGCUUGUGACAUUCAAACCAUGAAUUUGCUGCAAAAUAAAAUCAGAGAGAAAUUCAAGGAGAAGAAAGUUUUCCUAGUUUUAGACGAUGUUUGGAAUGAGAACUAUGAUGAUUGGGUUGAGUUACUUAAAGUUUUCAAAUGUGGGGCACUAGAGAUUAAGAUUAUUGUUACGACACGCAGUACAAUAGUUGCAUCAAAAGUAGGCACAUUAUCUUAUAUUCUAAAUGAAUUGUCAAUCGAAGAAUGUUGGUCGAUAUUUGAAAAACAUGCAUUUAAAAAUGGAAGCUCCGGUGAAUUUCCUGUCCUUGAGGAAAUUGGUAGAAAAAUUGUCCAAAAGUGUAGAGGUUUGCCUUUAGCUGCAAAAGCACUUGGGGGUUUGCUACGGUUUGAAGAAAAUCCAAGAGAGUGGACAAAGAUUUUGAAGAGUGAUAUAUGGAAUUUACCAAAAGGAAACAUUAAUAUCCUUCCAGCUCUAAGAUUGAGCUACCACUAUCUCCCACCACAUUUGAAACGUUGCUUUGCUUAUUGCUCAAUCCUUCCAAAGGAUUAUGAAUUUAAAAAGGAAGAAUUGGUCCUAUUGUGGAUGGCAGAAGAUUUAUUACAGCAAUAUGAAGGAAAUGGAAUGAUGGAAGAAAUAGGUGAACAGUACUUUGAUGAUUUGGUAUCUAGAUCAUUUUUUCAACGAUCAAGUAGCAAACGAUCAUGUUUUGUAAUGCAUGACCUUGUCAAUGACUUGGCAAUAUUUAUAAGUGGAGAGUUUUGUUUCAAGCUGGAGAACAAUGAGUCUUGUGUAAUCACAAGAAAGACUCGCCAUUUGUCGUAUGUUAGAACUGAAUAUGACACCUCCAAGAAAUUUAAGGUGUCUUACAAGGACAAGGAUUUGCGAACCUUCCUUGGAUUAGAUUUGUCAGAACCUCAAUGGUUGUUAAAUAGGAUAUCAACGAUGAUGGUAGAUGAUUUGUUGUUGACAUUUAAGUGCUUACGAGUGCUAUCAUUUUCUACCUAUAGAAGCAUGAGGGAGUUACCUAAUUCUAUUUGCAAUUUGAAACAUCUACGUUAUUUAAAUCUCAGUUACACUUCAAUUAAAUGGUUACCCAAUUCUCUAUGUACUUUGUAUAAUUUGCAAACCUUGUUAUUGUUCAAAUGUGAGUCCCUUAUCGAGCUGCCUAGCAAGAUGUGGAGAUUAGUCAACUUGCACCACUUGGAUUUGGUUGGUACAAAAUUGAAAGAGAUGCCACUGCAUAUGGGUAAAUUGGGAAAUCUUGUGAAAUUAACUACUUUUGUUGUGGGCAAACAUUCUGGGUCUAGUAUUAAGGAGUUAGGGGAGCUCCAUCAUCUUUCUGGAGCAUUGUCCAUUUUAAACUUGCAAAAUGUUCAUCAUGCUAGAGAUGCAAGGGAGGUUAAUUUGAAGGAUAAGCAGUACUUAUCUGAGUUGGUGUUUCAAUGUGGCUUUGACAAUGAAAAUUCAGAAAAGGAAAGACAUGUUCUUGAGCAAUUAUGUCCUCAUUCGAAAUUGGAGUCUCUCACCAUUGCAGAUUACGGGGGUACAAAAUUUCCAAAUUGGUUAGAAGAUUGUUCAUUCUCCAAUAUGGUGUCUAUACGCCUUGCCAAUUGUAAAUAUUGCUCAUCCUUGCCUUCACUUGGGCACCUACCUGUCCUCAAGAAACUCUAUAUUCAAGGUUUUCAUUUUGUAUUGCGUGUGGAUCGUGAGUUCUAUGGGGAUAGUUCUUCUACAAUAAAGCCUUUUAAAUCCCUUGAAGUAUUAAGCUUUAAAGACAUGCCAGAGUGGCAGGAAUGGUUUUUAUUUGAAAGUGAACAUGAAGAUGGGGUUGAAGUUUUCUCUACUCUCAAAGAGCUUUGCAUAAUUGAAUGUCCCAAGCUAAGCGGUGGUCUACCCAGUCAGCUUCCCUCUUUAAUCAAACUUCAAAUUGUAGAAUGUCAGCAACUUGUUGCUUCAGUUCCUAGAGCUCCAACUCUCAAUAGUUUGAAAUUAAGUGAUUGUGAUAAGGUAGUGUUGAAGGAAUUACCACCCAAGUUGGAUGACCUCUUUAUUAGAGGAGGUCGCAUCUUCUUGCAGUCGUUUGCGGAGCUUAUGACGUGUCUCCCUGUCCCAGGAAGUGGCAUACCCACUACAUUAAAAUCACUUGAAAUCGAAGGACCAUUUCAGACCACAACGGGCCAUUACUAUCCUUCUCUUGAAAGUUUGAAUAUAUGGGAUGACUCUGACUCACUCUGGUCUUUUCCCUUAGAGUCGUACCCAAAACUCAAAUCUCUCACGGUAUGGGAAAGUAAAAAUCUUGAAUCUCUUUUCGUAUCAGAGGAAUCUUACCGUGAUCUUAGUUCUCUCACUCGUUUGGGUAUUUACUCGUCCCCUAAUUUUGUAUCAUUUUUUAGUGGAGGUAUCUGCGCCCCUAAUUUGACAUCGAUUUCGAUCUACAAUUGCAACAAGUUAAAGUCAUUGCCUGAAAAUAUGCGCACUCUACUCCCAUCCCUUGAGGGUUUGGCAGUCGGUGAGUGUCCAGAACUGGAAUCAUUUCCUGAGGGAGGUUUGCCCUUAAAUUUAGUAACACUUGGCGUCUCUUACUGCGACAAACUAUUUUCUCGGGGAUUGCAAGAUCUACACUCCCUCAGACAGAUCUGGAUCAAAGGCGAUAAUUGCAAAGAAAUGGAGUCCUUUCCGGAGGAAGCGUUGCUGCCUCCCACUCUCACAAAUAUCUAUAUUUUUUCUUUUCCAAAGCUGAAAUCACUCAAGGGUUUUCAACAUCUCACCUCUCUUAAAGAGUUGUGUAUUUCUGACUGCGAUAACCUCCAGUACUUACCAGAAGAGGGCUUUCCCACCUCUCUUAAAAGUUUGCAUAUUCAUGGCUGCCCUGAGCUCCAGUACUUACCAGAAGACCGCUUUCCCACCACUCUUUCUUCUCUAAGUAUUGACUUGUGCCCUCUUCUAAAACAACGGUGUGAGAGAGAGAAAGGGGAAGAAUGGCCAAAAAUUGCGCACAUCCCCAACAUAGUGAUUGACGGUGAAUUGAUCGAAUAAGCUAUGAGUCAACAUGCGCUUCAGCCCAGAUCAGUGUCACUAACAAAUCCUCCAUGCUCCAAGCAUCACUUUUGUGCUACCUGGCUGCCGAUCCUUUUGCGUUGUACAAACUACUAAAUUCUUAAUCUGUUUUCAAGUCACCUGUAGAAAGCUCAUCCUUCUGUCUUCAUCAACAUCCAAACAUUUCCUUACUCUUAUUCUUUCUGGAGCUGCACUUGCUUCAUUUUCCGUUCACUACAUUUCACCUUUGGACAUUUGAAGUGUGAGACACAGACUUUGAAAGAGUAAUUAUCCUAGAUGGUUUUUUAAUCUCAGGUAGACACUGGGAUAGUUUGAAGCUAGUGCUGCUUUAAUAGCUUUAAACAGUUGCUGAAUUUCUUAUGCAUGAGAAUCUUUUGAUGAAUGAUGCUGAAUAAACCUUAACUGAGCAACUUAGGAAGAGGCAUUAAUAUUGUUCGGGCACUUGAGAAGGGCUUUAGUUUCUCAUACAUGAGUCACAGAAAAUAAAUUAUCAGGGUAUAAGGCCAAGCUCAGUUCAAGCCUCCUUAUCUAUAUGAAAAAGAAGAAAUGAUGCCAAAAUAAGGGAAAAAUCUUGCAAGACUCGCAUCCCCUACAUAAGAAUCAAUUAUAAAGUUUUGGUGGGUGCUAAAACUCUUAAAGAGACCCAAUCCCCUGUUUUGCUCCACACAAGAAAUAGCUAGCAACACGACUCAAUUUUAUUACCAGAUAUGAGAUGUUUCAUGCUACAUCCAGAAAUUGUUAAGGGAAGGAAUUCUUCUGCAGAUUCACUUUAAUUUGUCAACAAGUUCAACAUAAACCCAACAUCUAUUUGGCGUGAUAUCGGAGCCUAUUGGUCACUAAAAAAAUCUUCUUAUCUUAAGGAUUUAUGGUUGCUUGACUCCUUUGCCCACAUUCCAACUGGAGGAACCUGCAGCAUUAUUCAGCUCCUUCAUUUUGAGUCCAAACUCCUGGUGGUACAACAAGAAAGUGGGAGAUUAAGGGAAUGAAAUCUCUGGUAGUUCAAUUAUUAUUAUUAUUUUUCCUUAAGCUUAUGCAUUUGACAACUAACAGAUUGAUUCUUUUAACAAUUUACACUAUUAAGAAGUUCAAAAUGUGAUUGUAACAUUUGUCUUGAGAAAUAUGGCAGGCUAUUUGAUCAUAUUUGACAAGCGGCAGGUGGAACCUAGUGCAGACUUGUAGCUUCCAUUAUCACAUUUUUUAGAUUAAAAAUCACUUCUGUGUCUUAGUGAGAGAAGUUCUUUUGAUUGAGCAAUGCAGGUUUUUAAUCUCAGGUGGACACUGGGGUAGUUUGAAGCUAGUGUUUUUUUAAUACCUUCAACAGUUGCUGAAUUUUUUAAGCAUGAGAAUCUUUUGAUUGAAUGAUGCUGAAUAAACUUUAACUGAGCUACCCAAGAAAAGGCAUUAAUAAUGUUCGGUUACUUGAGAAGGGCUUUAGUUUCUCAUACAUGAGUCAUAGAAAAUAAAUUAUCAGGGUACAAGGCCAAGCUCAAUUCAAGCCCCCUGAUCUGUAUGACAAAGAAGAAAUGAUGCCAAAAUAAGGGCAAAGUCUUGCCAGAAGACUUGCAUCCCCUGCAUAAGAAUCAAUUAUAAAGUUUUGGUUGGUGCUAAAGCUCUUGAAGAGGCCCGAUACCUCGUUUUGCUCUACACGAGAGAUAGCUAGCAACAUGACUCAAUUUUAUUGUCAGAUUCACUUUAAUUUGUCAACAAGUUCAACGUAAACCCAACAUCUAUUUGGCGUGAUAUCGGAGCCUAUUGGUCACUAAAAAAAUCUUCUUAUCUUAAGGAUUUAUGGUUGCUUGACUCCUUUGCCCACGUUCCAACUGGAUGGACCUGCAACAUUAUUUAGCUCCUUCAUUUUGAGUCCAAACUCCUGGUGGUACAACAAGAAAGUGGGAGAUUAAGGGAAUGAAAUCUCUGGCUAUUUGAUCAUAUUUGACAAACAGCAGGUGGAACCUAGUGCAGACUUGUAGCUUCCAUUAUCACAUUUUUUAGAUUAAAAAUAACUUCUGUGUCUUAGUGAGAGAAGUUCUUUUGAUUGAGCAAUGCAGGUCAGCUUCACACUGUGCUUCCAUUCUUACCAUUUACCGUUGCUCUUCUCAAAAGCGGAAAGCAGAAAUUACUUAUAAUACGAAUAAGAAAUGGAAUAAAAACUGUAAAAAAUGAUAUUGAAAUUAUUAGAAGUAAUAAGCUUUGAAUGCUCAUCCAUAUAAUCAUCUAAAUGCCACAUUACUUUUCCAGCAUAUAUAUGUCUUUGAUGAUUUAUAAAUUUGUUUUACAAGUACAGAGUACUUUUUGUGAUAUUGGCAAUUGACUUGGGCACAAUAUGGCAGGUUUUUAAUCUCAGGUGGACAAUGGGGUAGUUUGAAGCUAGUGUUGCUUUAAUACCUUCAACAGUUGCUGAAUUUUUCAAGCAUGAGAAUCUUUUGAUUGAAUGAUGCUGAAUAAACUUUAACUGAGUUACCCAAGAAAAGGCAUUAAUAAUGUUCGGUUACUUGAGAAGGGCUUUAAUUUCUCAUACAUGAGUCAUAGAAAAUAAUUAUCAGGGUACAAGGCCAAGCACAAUUCAAGCCCCCUGAUCUGUAUGACAAAGAAGAAAUGAUGCCAAAAUAAGGGCAAAGUCUUGCCAGAAGACUUGCAUCCCCUGCAUAAGAAUCAAUUAUAAAGUUUUGGUUGGUGCUAAAGCUCUUGAAGAGGCCCGAUACCUUGUUUUGCUCUACACAAGAGAUAGCUAGCAACAUGACUCAAAUUUAUUGUCAGAUAUGAGAGGUUUCAAGCAACAUCCAAAAAUUACUGAAGGGAAGGAAUUCUUGUGCAGAUUCACUUUAAUUUGUCAACAAGAGCAACACAAGCUCAGCAUCUAUUUGGCGUGAUAUCAGUGGCUACUUGUCCUCUUAUAUCAGUCACACUCCUAAAUUUCUAAUAUGCUACCAGGUCACUAGAAAAAAUAUUCUUAUCUUGAGGAUUUAUGGUUACUUGACUCCUUUGCCUGCAUUUCAACUAGAGGUGCCUGCAGAAUUAUUCAGCUCCUUCAUUUUGAGUCCAAACUCCUGGUGGUACAACAAGAAAGUGGGAGAUUGAGGGAAUGACAAGUCUCUGGAUAUUUGACCAUAUUUGACAAGCUGCACGUGGAACAUAGUGCAGACUUGUGGCUUCCAUUAUCUCAUUUUUUAGAUUAAAAAUCACUUCUCAGUCUUAGUGAGAGAAGUUCUUUUGAUUGAACAAGAUGUAACAGACACGUCACAUGUGGGUUUGUAAUGACAUCCCCUGUUGGAGUUUUUAAUCAUGAAGAAAUCAACUAAUGAAGCCUUUUCCGCCAGAGGUCCCUGCUUGGAAUUCUUGUUUUGUUGUCUAUAAUGAAAACUAUGUUGGCCUGCAAGUCUUGGAACACAAAAAAAUCCAUGCUGGACGGAUCAUGCUAUUAAAGGUCAACAAACUACCUCUCUCUGAGCUUUGGGAAUUGAUGGUGGACGGAAAAAUGUCAGUCCUCCCUAGAAUUUUGGUUAUUUCUUCUCUUCCACACUCUAGAGAGUUCAAAAGGCUCAGCACAUCACCGUUCUCGUUGUCCUUGCAGUCCUCAUCUGUAGGGGAUGUGAAACUCCGUUGUUACUAUCUAUAAUCUAAAUUUUCCUAUGCUGAAAUUGUGACGCGUGAGGUAUAGAGGGGGAAACUUUCCCAAGAUGGCUUAGGUGCUUGUUCCGUGAAAGAUUAGGGCCAUUCUUGAGGUUCCGUCGUGUCACUACCAGCAAUUACCAGUUUUCAAACACAAUAUGUGCAACAUGUAGGCUUCCAACAAUAACAUACCUGACAAUUGCUUGACAUCAUCCUAUUGAUGAAUAUAAUAUUUUAUAGGCUUGGUUUUAAGAUCUAAGGUGGCUGCUACCAACCAAAUUUGACCUUCUACAACCAAAGCUUCCAAAGAGCCAAACUUACAUCCAACAAGCAGCAAUGAUAUCUGUCCUGCUAGCCUGUUCUAUUUAACUUCAUAUCAAGUUUGGACCUCCAUGUGUGAAUUGGUACAACGAAGAGCAAUGGAGAGAACUGUGUAGCUCCACUUUUCGGAUUCAAAAUUUGAUUGGAAACAUAUCGCUUAGGCAAUUUAUGUAAUAUCAAUUGUGAUUGUUGCAUAUCAAGAAUUUGACCAUUUUCUAAAUGAAUUUGAUUGGAUGUACUCUAAAAUAUUCUUGAA
This is a messenger RNA of Quercus lobata, 8153 nucleotides long. Its product is annotated as putative disease resistance RPP13-like protein 1. Lineage: Eukaryota; Viridiplantae; Streptophyta; Magnoliopsida; Fagales; Fagaceae. The transcript has 15 exons. Bases 152 to 3946 code for a protein of 1264 amino acids. The record is from RefSeq and is a predicted model, not a curated record. Gene Ontology annotation, molecular function: ADP binding.